CUUCCUGUCCGAAGAACGAGACGAAGAGGCGUGUCCUUGGUCGAAGUUUCUCCCAACUUUUACCAGGAUUUUUUCAGAGACUCGAAGGCGAUUUCGUGUGAGAUAUCUUUCAGAAGUUGUUCUGGAUUCUGUUAUCAUGGCGUCAACGAGCAGUAUGCAGCAUUUGGAGGAUGUCAGGAGGGGAUCUGGAGUGUGAUCUACCAACUCCAUUGUCAAGCAGAAAGGACGGGGAAAGGUGUCUGGUCGAUCAGGCAGAGGUGGGAAAAAAGUACACAAAUGUAAGACGUGCAGCAAGACGUUCAGCAUACGGAGUUUGCUGGUGAUUCACAUGCGGAGCCACACUGGGGAGAAACCUUAUAUGUGUGAGGAAUGCAGCAAGCAGUACAGUGUUCUUGGUAACCUGAAGGCUCACUUGAAGAAGACUCACAGGGGGGAGAGACCACACAAAUGUGGCGAGUGCAAGAAGGCAUUUAUGUGGCCGAAAGAGUUAAAGGCUCACAUGCGUUCCCACACGGGGGAGAAACCCUACAGGUGUGAGGUGUGCAGACAGCAGUUCAGUAUUCUGGGUAAUCUGACAGCUCAUAUGAAGACUCAUACUGGGGAGAAACCCCACAGGUGUGAGGAGUGCAACAGGCAGUUUACUUGGCCGAAGGAGCUGAAGGAACACUUGCGUAUCCACACAGGAGAGAAACCCUACAAGUGUGAGGAGUGCACUAAGCAGUUCAUGACACGGCGUAGUCUAAAAACUCACAUACGCACUCACACAGGAGAGAAACCCUACAAGUGUGAGGCAUGUGGCAAACAGUUCAGUACACUGGCUCAUUUGAUUAGACACAUGCGGACCCACACUGGGGAAAGGCCCUUCAGCUGUGAGGAGUGCAGCAGGCAGUUCAGUACGCCGGGUCAUCUGAAGUUCCACAUGAUGACUCACACAGGUGAGAAACCCUACAUGUGUGAGGACUGCGGCAGGCAGUUCAGUCGGUUGAGUAGAUUGAAAAUUCGCAUGCGGACUCACACAGGGGAAAAGCCCUACAAAUGUGAGAAGUGCAGCAGGCAAUUCAGACAGCAGUCUAAUCUGGUGGCACACAGGCGAAUCCACACAGGGGAAAAGCCUUACAAAUGUAAGGUGUGCAGCAGGCAGUUCGGUUUUGCAAAUUCCCUGAAAUUCCAUAUGCGGAGCCAUACAGGGGAAAAACCUUACAAGUGUGAGGAGUGCAGUAGGCAGUUUAGUCAGCUGGGUAAUAUGAAGAGACACAUGCAGACUCACACUGGAGGGAAGCCCUACAAGUGUGAGGAGUGCAGCAAGAAAUUCGGUCAAAUGAGCAGUCUGAAGAGACAUGCGCGGACUCACACAGGGGAGAAACCCUACAGGUGUGAGGAGUGCAGCAAGCAGUUCAGUCAGCUUAGUCAUGUGAAAUCCCACAUGCGGACUCACACGGGUGAGAAACCCUUCAGGUGUGAGGUGUGCAGUAGGCAGUUCAGUCAACUGAGUCGUUUGAAGUCCCACAUGCGGACUCACACAGGGGAGAAACCCUACAAGUGUGAGGAGUGCAGCAGGCAGUUCAGUUAUCUGCUUGCUUUGAAGGCUCACAAGCAGACUCACAUGGGAUAGAAACCCCACUGGUGUGAAAGCAAGAAGCAGUUCAUCAGUAAUCUGCUUUCCCUGAAGAGGCACAUGCAAACUCACAGUUGCCCCAGGAGAAACCUGAAGAUGUGAUAAGUGCAGCAAAUAGUAUCUUGACUCUUAUAUUUGAUUCCCU
Branchiostoma floridae (Florida lancelet) is the source of this 1760-nucleotide messenger RNA. Its product is annotated as zinc finger protein 45-like. Bases 329 to 1612 code for a protein of 427 amino acids. The record is from RefSeq and is a predicted model, not a curated record. Gene Ontology annotation, biological process: regulation of transcription by RNA polymerase II. The transcript is spliced from 2 exons. Lineage: Eukaryota; Metazoa; Chordata; Leptocardii; Amphioxiformes; Branchiostomatidae. Gene Ontology annotation, molecular function: RNA polymerase II cis-regulatory region sequence-specific DNA binding; DNA-binding transcription activator activity, RNA polymerase II-specific. Gene Ontology annotation, cellular component: nucleus.